CGAUGAGCUGCCGCUCCUUCUAUCUUUGUCCCUCUUUUCAUUUGGACGCCGGGGAGAAAUAAAUAGCUCCACACACACUGUUGGGAGGCAAAUGAAUGGAGCAGACUUGCAAGGGAUUUCCCCAGGCUGCAUUUACACCAAUGGACCUGGAUCCAAGAAGCUUUGAAGGGACCAAUAUGUAUUUUGAAUGCAAUUUCCAUCUUUAUUUUUGAAAAUUAAUUCCUGCAACAGGAUAUUCUUGUAGGAAUUUGCAUUUUUUUUUUUCGUGGAUUUUCACCAGGAAAAAAAAAACUCACAGUACUCUGGCUCGAGGAUGUGCUCUAUAGCGGUGCUUCAUCAGUGGAGUCUGGCUGUGUUCUUGCUCUGUUCUCCAGCCACUCUGGAUGGGAGACCCGCUGAAGCACUCAGUAGCAGAGCGAGGAGGUCAGUGAGCCACGCCCAGCUGAUGCACGACAAAGGCCGCUCCUUGCAGGAGUUCAAGCGGCGCAUGUGGCUGCAGGAGCUGCUGGAGGAGGUUCACACGGCCAACGAGCGAGCGCCGCCGGUGCAGAGCCGGAUCUCCAGCCCCACCUUCAGCGGGAACGCUCUCCCCCAGAAGCCCCCGGGAGCCACCAAGGACCUGUCCGAUCGCUUCCGGCCGGACAGGGAGGGCCCCAACCUGCCGCAGGAGACCAACAAGGCCGUGGCGUAUAAGGACCAGCCACUCAAAGUUGCCACCAAGAGGAAAAAAAAGGCGAGGUUAGGCCGGCGCAAGGAGAACGACAAGAAGAGGAGGAGGGCACGAUCUGUGGCGACAGAGGGGCUGUAGAGGACGAGGCGCCCGCCUUCCAGGCCUCUCAGU
Molecule: messenger RNA, 841 nt
Organism: Salarias fasciatus (jewelled blenny)
Lineage: Eukaryota; Metazoa; Chordata; Actinopteri; Blenniiformes; Blenniidae
Product: parathyroid hormone-related protein-like
Exons: 3
Coding region: 314-808 (164 amino acids)
Biological process (GO): bone mineralization
Cellular component (GO): extracellular region
Molecular function (GO): hormone activity
Source: RefSeq, a predicted model, not a curated record